Wasmannia auropunctata (little fire ant) is the source of this 1004-nucleotide messenger RNA. RefSeq names its product ubiquinone biosynthesis protein COQ7 homolog (gene Coq7). The coding region runs from base 286 to 867 and encodes 193 amino acids. Gene Ontology annotation, cellular component: nucleus; mitochondrial inner membrane. The transcript is spliced from 3 exons. Gene Ontology annotation, molecular function: 3-demethoxyubiquinol 3-hydroxylase activity. Gene Ontology annotation, biological process: determination of adult lifespan; ubiquinone biosynthetic process; regulation of reactive oxygen species metabolic process. The record is from RefSeq and is a predicted model, not a curated record. Lineage: Eukaryota; Metazoa; Arthropoda; Insecta; Hymenoptera; Formicidae.
CUUGCCGUACGCGGCGCGGGCCACGGACGACAAUGUCGGCAGUCGGACGGCCAUAACCUCUAUCCCGCACUCCGGCUCGACUCGACGAUCGACAGCCUGCAGUGUUGUGAGAACGUGAGAAUCUCCGGGAUCACCGCCACCGCACGUCCAUGCUCCGCGACAUCCGGUCAAAUCUUCUGACCACCGUCCGGCUCCGUUUCCGCCGCUCGACAAUUCGCCUCGUUUCGCAGGACGUCAUUGGCGAUUUACACCUGCGAUUAGUCGUUCGUUCACAUACAUAGAAAAAUGUUGCGUGUCGGAGGACUAGGAGUACGGCUGGCCAGCACGUCGGCAGCCACGAGCGCAUCUGGAAAAGUGCUAGACUCGGUAAUAAGGGUCGACCACGCCGGCGAAUUGGGGGCUGACCGAAUAUACGCCGGGCAAAUGGCCGUGCUAGGCAGGACGGCGGUCGGGCCGACCAUACGGCACAUGUGGGACCAGGAGAAGCGACAUCGCGCCAAAUUCGAGGAAUUGAUUCGCAAGCACCGAGUCAGACCGACCGUCCUCACCCCGCUGUGGAAUGUCGCCGGGUUCGCGCUCGGCGCCGGCACCGCGCUCAUGGGCGAGAGAGCGGCGAUGGCGUGCACCGUGGCGGUGGAGACCGUCAUUGUCGAGCACUACAACGAUCAGUUGCGCAUGUUGAUGGAGAGUAGCGAUAGCGUGGACGAGGAGAUACUCGAGACCAUCAAGAAGUUUCGCGACGAGGAGCAGGAGCAUCAUGAUACGGGCAUGGACCAUGGCGCCGAACAAGCGCCGUUCUACCAAGCUCUGACGAACGUGAUUAAAUGUGGCUGUAAGACAGCUAUCGCCAUCUCCAAAGUGAUAUAAAUGUGCAUUUUCGAAUGUUCAAGACUGUUAAAGAUAAUAUAUAUAUAUAUAUAUAUACACACAUAUAUAUUAUAUAUAUUGUUGCUUGUAGAUAGGGUUGUAAUUUGUAUAGUAAUAAAUUAUAUUUUGAGUUUCUA